Messenger RNA from Nasonia vitripennis (jewel wasp), 1986 nucleotides. It is a transcript of the gene TRAM, whose product is annotated as translocating chain-associated membrane protein 1-like 1. The coding region runs from base 258 to 1403 and encodes 381 amino acids. Gene Ontology annotation, biological process: SRP-dependent cotranslational protein targeting to membrane, translocation; protein insertion into ER membrane. The transcript is spliced from 7 exons. NCBI's taxonomy places the organism in Eukaryota, Metazoa, Arthropoda, Insecta, Hymenoptera, Pteromalidae. Gene Ontology annotation, cellular component: endoplasmic reticulum membrane. The record is from RefSeq and is a predicted model, not a curated record.
CGCCGGUCAAGUAGCGUCCCCGUUAGCGUCCGCGUGGCGGCUGGUGGCGUGGCACGUCAUCGAGAAAGAAAGAGAGAGAGAGAGAGAGAGUCGAGUAGUAGGAAAAGGAGAAGGACAGAUUGCGACUAUCGGCUUUUCGAACGGUUCUUCGCGCACGUCGCUUCGCACUGUGUGUACCGGGUGCUGCUGCACUUCGUCUUCCAGGACGUCUUUUUCUACUGACAUUUUGUGAAGGAUCUCCAGUGAGAAUCAGCAGGAUGGUGGCGAUCAAGGGAAGGAAGAGCUCGAACAAAAAUCCGCCGAUUAUGAGCCAUGAAUUCGUCAUCCAGAAUCACGCGGACAUCGUCUCCUGCGUGGCGAUGGUCUUCGUCGUCGGGCUUAUGGUGCAGGUUACUUCGCCGUGGGCCUACACUUUCAUCGCUAUCCACCACAAUGUUUCUUCCUUGAUCUCGCUGGAUGGUAGCGUGGCACCCCAGCCAACCAAGUACACUACAGGAUGGAAGGAUGCUUGUGCAGUUUUCUUCUACUUCUUGAUCACCAUUGUUAUGCAUGCUGUUAUCCAAGAAUAUAUCUUUGAUAAAGUAUCCAAGCGUCUUCGUUUGAGCAAGAGCAAACUUUCAAAAUUCAACGAGUCCAGCCAGCUCGUUGUAUUUUAUGCUCUUUCUGUUAUUUGGGGAAUCGACAUCAUCGUCAGGGAGCGCUUCAUCUUCAACAUCCCUGCUCUUUGGACUGACUACCCAGCACCCAUGUCCUUCUCUCUGAAAUUGUUCUUUGUUGGUCAGCUUGCUUACUGGCUCCACUGCUACCCAGAAUUGUACUUCCAGAAAGCCAAAAAGGAGGAAAUCCCCAACAGAGUUUUCCAAGCCACUGUUGGAUUGGUUUACACUCUUGGUGCCUAUGUCUUGAACUUCCAAAACUUUGGUGUGAUCCUUCUGGUACUUCACCAUGCUGGAGAAGGUUUGCUGCAUGGAGCUCGUUUAGUCCACUUUGCUGAUCAAAAGGAAAAGGCAUCCAAAGCGGCCUUCCUUCUUGCCAACUCAACUUUUUUGGUUGCUCGUCUCGCCAGCUUAUUGAUCUCUGCUCUUGUCUUCAUCUACGGAUUGGGCCAAAUUAACAGCGGUCUUAACAUUGCCGAGGGUUACUUUAACACCCCAGCCAUCAGAUACGGUGCUUUCGCAGCCGUCGCGGUCUUCCAAUUCUACAUGUUGUACGUUUUCCUGAAAUACCAGUACAAGCGCGCUCGUGAAAACCAAGUUCCCGUUGUUUCCAAGGUCAAAGUACUGAAGCAAAAGCCUAAGAAGAAGGAGGCGAGCAAGAAAUCCGGUGGAUCCGAGGAUGAGGUCGACUCCGACCAAGGCACAAAGAAGAGCGUCCGAUCCAGGUCAUCAACGAAAGCGAAAUAACGCGUUUCAUCUCAGUUCUCCGGACGAGUAAAUCUUCGUCAAGAAGAGCACGAAGGCGGCACGAGAAAAACUGGUCAAGGUUUUACGAGACAAUGAGUUUUUCAUCUUUCCUUCAGUCGUUGCAAUUUAACGAUAUUUUGUAAAAUAAGACUUGAAUCGAUCAUAAGCAUAUGUUAUCAGGCUAGUUCGUACGGAAUCGCGCAAAGAGACUAUAGUACGAGCCAGCCUGAAAUCGCGAUAUAUAUAUAUAUAUAUAUAUAUAUAUAUAUAUAUAUAUAGAAAAUAUAAAUAUAUAUAUUUUUAAUAAUAUUUAACAGAAAUACUCUGUUUAGUCAUGGAGUCAGAAAAAAAAGUUUAUUUGACGGUGCGCUCUGCUUGCCCAUUGUUCACGUUUUCACAACUAUACUAUAAUAUAACAUCACUAUAUUAUAUCAUUGACUCUCAACGACAUAUCCUUUAAUCAUUGUGCGCGUUGUGCGAUAGAUUUUUAUGAAUCAAAGAGCCGUGCGUCGGUGAAUAUUAUUGUGAAAGAACAGUUAGAAAGGAAAAGAUUCAAAGAAUAUAUGCAUUCAAUUUUUUACAA